CUUCCCUGCCCCAAUCCUUAACCAGUACGCUCUUCGCAUUUCUCUCUCUCUCCAACACUUCAUCUCUCUCUCCUCUCUCUACACACGACAGUACACUAAGAUCCACUAUGGAGAACGGUGAGAGUCGCUUGCUUGGAAGUCUCUCCACUUCCGCUAUACGCAAUUUGCUUCACAGAUCGCUUUCCGUUAAGCCCAAGCCGAACUCGAAAAACCCUAGAAGUCCUAAAUCAAACGCCGAGAACACUCCUCCGGUGGAUCCCAACGCCCAAUUCCACGAUCCGCCUCUCAGUCCCUCAGUGCCCAAACUAUCACCGUCCAAAUCGGUCACAUUGACCAGAUCGGACGGACAAGCAGAAGCAACCGUGCCUUCUAUGGAAAAGGCAGAAAUCAAUGGAUCCAACUGCCAGAGUGAAGGAUUUGCAGCUCCAGAUCCAGCUGUGAAGGUUUUUGUGAGAAUCCGGCCAUUAAAUGAUCCUAAAAGGGAGCCAAGUUGGGCAGCGGCUCAGGUUUCUCCGGAUUCAUUAAGCUUUGGGGAACGGAAGUUUAUGUUUGAUUCAGUUUUUAGUUCAAAUUCGAACCAGGAAGACGUCUUUCAGUUAGUUGGUGUACCUUUGGUCAAAAAUGCUUUGGCUGGUUACAAUACUACAAUCUUGUCAUAUGGGCAGACUGGAAGUGGUAAGACCUACACCAUGUGGGGCCCUCCAAGUGCUAUGGUUGAGGAUCCCUCAGGCAGCAGUCUCCAGGGCAUUGCCCCUCGCAUCUCCCAAAUGAUCUUUUCUGAAAUUCAAAGGGAGCAAAAGAACUUGGAAGGGAAACAGAUAAACUAUCAAUGCCGUUGUUCUUUCCUUGAGGUUUACAAUGAGCAAAUUGGGGAUUUACUGGAUCAAACCCAGCGAAAUCUUGAGAUACCAGAUGACCCCAAAAAUGGAUUGUAUGUCGAGAAUUUGACGGAGGAGUAUGUGACUAGCUAUGAGGAUGCAACUCAAAUUCUGAUCAAGGGGCUUUCAAGCAGAAAAGUUGGAGCAACAGGAACAAAUUCUAAGAGCUCUCGAUCUAAUAUUAUAUUUACUUUCAUUAUUGAGUCUUGGUGCAAGGAAGCUUCAUCAAAAUGUUUCAGUAGUUCGAAAACAAGUAGAAUUAGUCUUGUUGAUCUUGUCGGAUUGGAUGAAGAUAAACUUGAUGGUGCGAGUAGACAACAUGUAAGGGAAGGAAAAUAUGCAAAGAAGUCCCUGUCUAAACUUGGGCACGUGGUGAAGACACUAGCAAAUGGAACACUUGGAGGAUAUGGAGAUGUGCCAUACAGAAGCUCCUGUUUAACUCAUUUAUUGCGAGAGUCACUUGGUGGCAACUGUAAACUAGCUGUCAUCUGCACCAUCUCCCCAGACAACAUAAAUGAUAACCAAACACUGAAGACACUCAGAUUUGGGGAGCGAGUCAAAUCCAUAAGAAAUAAGCCAGUAAUAAAUGAAAUAUCAGAGAAUGAUGUUAAUGAUUUGACUGAUCAGAUUCGACAGCUGAAGGAAGAACUUGUAAGAGAAAAAUCUGAUGUAUAUAGUUCAGUUAAGAGUAAAAGUGGAUACUUUAGAGGGCACAAUGGGCGUGACAGUUUGAACCAACUGAGAGUAAGUCUUAACCGCUCUUUGAUACUACCAGACAUAGAUAAUCAUUAUGAGAAAGAAGUAGUUGUUGAUGAGGAGGAUGUAAGGGAAUUACGACAGCAGCUAGAUAAGUUGCACAGCCCAUCCGACAACAGAGAUUCCAUCCAGUCUUCUGGACAAGAGAGUUGUGAGACUGGCUUGACGAGCGAAGAUGAUAUAAACUUCCCAGAAGACACUGAAAUUGAAGAAAUGAAAUUGGAGAAAUCUUGUGAUCAUGUUGCAUUAGCAGGAGAUCUGCCUGGCGCCUUGAAUACUUCAAGGACUGCUGAUUCAGCACUAAGACAUAGCAGAAUGAUCAACCCGUCCCGACAGUCUCCAGUCCUCCAAGAGCCAACUUUGUCUGAGUCUCCUAAAAUUGCUAACUCCCAGAGGAAAAGCGUGGCCAUUUCAUCAACUAUUUUUGCAAGUCAGAACAAUGUCCCCGAAAAUCCCAAGGUAGAUGUUUCACAGCAGUCAAUUAAGCAAAGUCAGCACAUACAAUCUUCUUUGGGCUCGAGCAAGAUUUUCCCUGGCCCCACCGAGUCCUUGGCUGCUAGCCUUCGAAGAGGCUUGCACAUUAUUGACCAUCACCAGCGAAACUCUGCAUCAAAUAGGUCUUCAGUUAGCUUCUCUUUUGAGCACUUAACUUUGAGACCUUGUCCUGAAGUUGACAAAUCAUCAUGUUCUUCUGUUAAAACGUUAGCAGAGGAGACACCAUCUGGUCCUUUCCUUUGUGUGUCUUGUCGACAAAAACUUCAUAAUAAUUCGAAGGAGGCUCAGGAUAGCUUGAAAACGUGGAUUAUAACUGCUGAUGAUCUGAAGAGUCAUAGCAAAAGAACAGAUCAAGUUUCUGCAGUUGAUGGGAAUGAGUUGGCCAAAGCCACACAGAGAGAGAAGGAACUUGAAAUUAUUUGUAGAGAGCAAUCAGCUAAAAUUGAGCAGCUAAAUCAUCUGGUUGAGCAGUACAAACACAACAACACUCUCUGCUUGGAUGAAGAUGUUAAGAAUGAAAUAAUUCCAUAUGAGGAACUCAAAGUUAAAGAUUGUUAUUCCCUAAUGGAUGGGAACAAGUGCUUGAAGGAGAAUGACAGUGAAAAUUAUGAGUUGGAUACUGUGACAGAAAUAAGGGAAGUUCAAGAAGUGGUGCAUCAUAGAAAUGGGAAUACAUACUUUGAUAUGAAUGAAAAAGAAGAGUUUCUUAAGGAAAUUCAAAACCUAAGGAGCACGUUACAGUCGUAUACUGAUGCAUCUCUUGAGAAGUCUACUGAGAAGUUGAGAUCCUCUUUGUUAUCAAGAUCCUUUCAACUGCGAAAAAGUGUCGAUACUCAACAAAAUAGUGAGGACGAGUUGGAGAAGGAGAGACAAAGAUGUACAGAGAUGGAGAGUGACUGGAUUUCCUUAACUGAUGAGCUGCGCAUUGAUAUUGAGACUCAUCGUCAGCGUGCAGAGAAGGUUGAGAUGGAACUCAAGUUAGAGAAGAAAUGUACAGAGGAGUUAGAUGAUGUAAUUCAUAGGGCAGUCCUUGGGCAUGCUAGAAUUAUCGAACACUACAAUGAACUACAAGAGAAGUACAAUGAUUUGCUGGGGAAGAACCGUGCAAUCAUGGAAGGGAUAGCAGACGUGAAGAAGGCUGCAGCAAAGGCUGGAGCAAAAGGUCAUGGCGCUAAAUUUGCCAAAUCUAUGGCUGCGGAGCUUUCUGCCUUGAGAUUUGAGAGGGAGAAGGAGAGGGAAUUCUUGAGAAAGGAGAACAAGAAUCUCAAAGUUCAACUCCGGGACACUGCAGAAGCUGUUCAUGCUGCUGGAGAGCUCCUUGUCAGGCUUCGAGAAGCUGAGCAAUCUGCAUCAGUUGCAGAGGAUAAUUUCACAAAUCUUCAGCAGGAAAAUGAGAAGUUAAGGAAGCAAAUGGAAAAGUUGAAAAGGAAGCACAAGAUGGAAGUGGUCACCAUGAAACAAUACAUGGCGGAAAGCAGAUUGCCAGAAUCUGCAUUGCAGCCACUUUAUCGAGAGGAUUCUGAUGCUGCAAUCAGCAACUCGAUUCUGGAUGACGACCAAGCAUGGAGAGCGGAAUUUGGAGCAAUAUAUCAAGAGCACUACUAGGUCUGCAAGUUGAAUUUUUUCAUGAGAUUGAACCUGGCUUAUGCAGCAAUCCCAAUUUUAUUGGUGAGACCCUACUUGGGUCCAUUUGAUCACCAGGGCCGCUGUACGUCCUUUUCUUGUCUUCUUUUCUUAAAAAUUUAUGUUUUUUUUUAAAAUUUUAUUUCUGUUGUGUGCAUGCCUUAGAAAACAGUGUUCAUGCAAUUCCUUUUACUGAUAAUGAAGAUUACUUUUACA
Molecule: messenger RNA, 3968 nt
Organism: Tripterygium wilfordii
Lineage: Eukaryota; Viridiplantae; Streptophyta; Magnoliopsida; Celastrales; Celastraceae
Product: kinesin-like protein KIN-12F
Exons: 17
Coding region: 108-3734 (1208 amino acids)
Biological process (GO): microtubule-based movement
Molecular function (GO): ATP binding; microtubule motor activity; microtubule binding
Source: RefSeq, a predicted model, not a curated record